CGUCAUGCCAAUGGUUAAUGUUCAUUCUGGAUUCAUUUAAUUCGAACAACAUGUUUUGGUAUUGGUUUCGAUGUAUGUCAAUAUCUUCCUUAUAUGUGCAAUAGAAAAAAUCGUGAAUCAAUAGAAGAUGGAACAAUAACUCAUUCCAAUGAAAUGAUGAAUAGAAUAUCACAUCAGCGAUCGACCAAUCAAUGGAAAUGUUCAAUAUGUUUGAUAUGGAUAUGUUCAAUUGUUUUAUCUAUACCUCAUUGCCUUUUUAAUCAAUUAGUUGUCUAUCCAUCAUUAUUGGAAGGUUUCAAUAUGAUACGUUGUGCAACUGUAUUUCCCAGCAAACAGAAUCGUUUAAUGUUGGCCAUUCUAUCUCCAUUAAGUCAAUAUUUAUUGCCAAUCGGAUUGACAGCAUUAUUUUAUGCAAGAAUUGGCUGUUUUCUUUGGCGUCAAAACAAUCCAAUAGGUAGUGUGAGCGCAAAUCGUCGUGCAUCGAUCAUGAAACGAAAACGUAAACGUAUCAAAAUGUUAGUGAUUGUUGUAGCCGUAUUUGCUACAUGCUGGUUUCCAUUACAUCUUUAUGUUACAUUGAUCGAUUUUAAGAUAAUUCAACAUCAUUUUGGAAUUUAUUUUGUUACACAUUGGAUAGCAAUGAGUUCCGUUUGUUAUAAUCCAUUUAUAUAUUGUUGGCUGAACGAAACAUUUCGUCUUCGUACCGAUUCAUUUAUUCAUUCAUUAACAUUAUUGAAGAAUCGGAUUCAACGUUUUAUUAUGCUAUGUUGUUCAUGUAAUAGAAAUCCGAAUGAAAUUGUCAACAAAGAUUUGAAUGAAAAUAAUGCAAAUAAUGCAAAUGAAAAUAACAUUGAUCAACCUAAAAAGAUAAUUGAACAGGAUCAAAAUAAUACUAUCAUUUCAAUUUGUAAUGAUGAAAAAAGCUCAACAUUUUAGACA
Dermatophagoides farinae (American house dust mite) is the source of this 939-nucleotide messenger RNA. Lineage: Eukaryota; Metazoa; Arthropoda; Arachnida; Sarcoptiformes; Pyroglyphidae. The record is from RefSeq and is a predicted model, not a curated record.